GUUGUUGCACCACUGAUGAAAGCCAGCAACCGCACCCGUUUCUACCAGAAAUGGACUGAUCUGUUUUUCACUCUUGUGGGAAUCUGCAGUUUGCUGGAUUCUGGGGAGAGACUAUUCAUUUUCGAACCAGUGCUUGCUGGGCUGAAUGGUCUGUUGACUGCAGAAACGUCAAAUUCGUUCAGAAUGCAGGAGGUUAUUAUUCAGCACUGCACCACUAUGCAUUUUGUGUAUGUCCCUGAGCCUGAGGGGCCGAAACUUAUCGGUUACGAAUACAAAGGGCACUUUCGGCACCCAGAGUUUUUAUUGUUCGCCUUACUCAUCUCGGGUCUUUGGACCAUUUUGUGGAGUCUGACUCGCCACAGGUGCUACCGGUGGUUAAGUAACGCCAUUAAGCCUUCUCAUUGUCGGUCACUAUUUGAGCGUGCUCCACUUGCCAUCAAGAUGUCGCACAAGGAAUGGUACCAGAAGAUCGAGGAGUACAUGACAGAGGAAGACGAAGAGGCUCUCGAGCGGGAGGGCAAAACUUUGUUUGAUCACAUCAGGGACAAGUCGGUUGUUGCUCGAUAUCCCAUCUUCCUACUUUGUCGUCUAGAGCUGCUCAGAGGAACAACCAAAAAUUUGAAAUACCUUCUUAACUUGGCCAAAUUACGCUGCAAAGACGAGUAUGUAUUAUACAUCAUUAAAAUCUUCAAUGACAAAUGGACUCCAGAAGAAGCAAAGAAGAAACUCUUGAACCUUUUUGAAAAUCCAGAGAAAAAUAUUAAACUAAAAUCUGACAAGGAGGAACCAGAUGAAGAGGUUAAGAAUAAUAUGAGACACACCCAUGCAUUAGUUGAUGCCUCAUCUGCUUUUAAAGCUGAAAAUUUUCCAAGGUGUCUUGAAUUGUUUGCAGAAGCAAUGGAUAUUGCCAAAAAGUUAAAAAAGACAAAUGAUGCCAAAUUAGAUUCUUCAAUCAAAUUUUUAAGUGCAUUGUCAAAUACCCACAUUGGAUCUCUAACCAGUCUUACUAACGCUCUUGAGACACUAAAAUCUCUGAUUGGAACAAAGACUUUGAAAGAGGAAACUGAUGUAAUGAAUGCUGGCCAGGGUGAUAAAAUACCUAUGGCGUUUUAUGCAUUGGGUUUGGUCAUGGAAAAAUUAUACAGGUUCAAGCUUGGUCUGAAAGUCUUAGAGAGAGGACUGGAAAUCGUAGCUCGCAAGUCCAGCUCAAUGCCAUUAUUUUACUGGCCAGGCUCUCGUGAAGCAAUGCAAUUUUGUGAUGCAAACUUUCUUGCGGAUGAAAUGAACAAACUCAAGCAGGUAUUCACCUACCAUCAAAAGCCUGAUGCUAUUUGUCGUUAUGACGGAUGCCUGGAACACCAAAUCAUUCCUUGCAAAGACAUUUAUAUAAGUGAGCCAGAAUUCAACGGUUAUGUAGUUCUUACCUGCGAGAAUUACUGUCAAAUUGCUUACCAUUUGGCUUGCUGGAAAUCAUUUAAAGAUGAUCAAGCUGCGUCCCCCAAAAUUUCUGACAAGGACAUCUUGGGCACUAAAUGUCCUACUGACGACUGUUGCAAACUUGUACACGGCAAAAAGGUGCCCAACAAGAUUGUCCUAAUUGUUCCUUACGACCACAAUGGAAAGGAGAUUACAAAGCUUGAGAUGAAAAUUGAGACCUCACCUGAGCCAGAACCUGCUGCACCAGCAGCGUCUGCCCCUCAUCCAGCAAAGAAAAGGCUCAAGAAGCAAAGACUUAAUUCUGGCAGUGAUCCUCAGGGAACUGCUUCAUCAACACCAACAACCUCAAAUAAAGAAAAUGAGAAGCCAUCAAAAGGUGCUAAAUCUACUAGCAGUGGAACGCCUGCCAAGGCUGCUGAGCAGAAGCGACACCCUACCACAAGCGUCAAGGCAUCUCCUGCAAAGGUGAAUAGAGGCAAUGCACACCUGGUUAAAACUGCAUCUACUGAACAAGAUGAAUCUACACUAGCUAAUGAAAUUGUCAUUGAAAAAAUUCCAUUGAUUAGAAAUUUAGUCAGGGAUGUACCCACUCUGCUUGAGGCUGUCUGCACAGAGACUAAGCUAGAUACCUCGCCGUACAGCAAACACCUGUGGUAUCUUUUCAUUAAUGAUACUCUGAAGAACAGUGGUGGGAUUAUGAACAAAAAUGCCCUUUUUGACAUUGUCAAAGCAGAUACAAACAUAUGCAACGACUUCAAGAAUAAUUGUUUCACUUCUGAGGAUCACAAAGGGGGGAUAUCUAAGACUGAGUUUUACAAAUAUGUUCUGUCACUGCAAGCUUUUGGCAGUGUUGACGACCAAAUUUGCUUGGUGGAAAAGAUGUUUGACGCUCUUGACUACAACUCCAACGAAUAUCAAGAAUUGUACAAAAAGCUCUACAAUGUUCAAUUUGUCCCUGCGCCUGUGAAAGCAAGAAGGGUCAUUCUUCCUGCAGAACAGCAACCACUUUUAUGUAACCCAGAGUCUGACAAAAGCACUCCACCUCCUGAAGAUCUUAACGAAAAGGCUGCAACCUCACCUGACAAAGUUGAAGAGACACCUCAGAAAGAUGAAGCUGCUGCUCCUGAAACAAAAAGUCAAGCGCUCGGAGAAGCUGCUGUCUUCUUUGCUGAAGAAUUCAUCAAGAGUGCUGGCAAAGCUGAAGUAUUUGUUCCGGUCACAGAUGUGGAGGAAACUGCUGUGAAUGGGCUAACUUUACCUGAACCUACCAAUGAGUGUGCCUUGAAAGAAGAUGUUGCUGGGUCAGACAUAAAGGAAAAUGGCGUAACAGAGACCUCUCCAUGCCUAGAACCUUCUCCAGCUGUUUGCCAAAAGAUGUUGGAAAUUGACGAAUACGUUUCCAAGCAUGAAUAUGACAAAAUGAAGGCAGAAUGUGUUGAAGCAUCAAAGAGGAUCAAAGAUUUGGAGAAGUUACUAUCAUCAGAGGCAGCCCAGAGCUCCAACCGAGAGAAGACUUUCGAGAAAUUGAGCAAGGACUUCCACGAGCUUACUGUGGAGCACAAGAGUUUGACGAAAAAGUCUCAUGACACUGAGAGAAUGCUCAGCGAGCAUUUAGAACUUGCUCGCAAAGAGAAGGAUGCUGCCAACAAGAAGGUUACAGAUCUGACAAAACAGGUGGAAGAGUUGAAAAAAGAAAAGAAGAAACUCAAUGAUAACUCUGACAAAGGGAAGAAAAAGAAACAGGAUGAAUAUCUACUUAGUGCAAUGAACAGUGUCAUCCAACUGAUGGAACGCCAAUGGGUCACAGUCAACGAACAGGUUAUGGUUUCAAAGCAAGAGGCUGAAGACUUGAUUUAUUGCAUGCUUGAUGUGCUGGAUGAAAACUCAAAGCCAACAUACGAGGAUGCUAUGAAGUGCAUUAAUGAUUGGGAAACCCUUGCAGUUAAUUUUGAGAUGUCUGGAACCACCAUGAAAAAUCGAAUUGUUGCUCUUGGUGACAUUUCUAAAAAUCCAGAAGGCGUUUGGCCUAACUUGAGCAAAAUUGAUAUCCCCAAGAAACCAACCAUGCCUAAAAAGAUUGUUUUGGAAGCAGUAAAAGAAGUUCUGAAAGAUUUUAACAAAAAACUACGUGCACCACCUCAAGAACCUCCAAAGACUGCUGAAACUCAAACAGAUAUUCGCGAAGAAGCCUUUCCAUUCCGGACACCACCACCAUUUUCUGCUUCCAUGUUUCAAUAUCAGGUACAACCGAAUCCUGGAAUGUUUGAAGGUGCGGUAGGAUUUGACCGCAACCAUCCCUUCCAAUCAAUGCAAUCUGCGCAUCCCUCCUCAAGACAGCCAUCAAUGCAGAACUUCAGCGUCCCUCCACCUGAAAUUGCUGGUUACUCUGGGACACAGGGUUCUGUUGAAAGUCUUCAGCCAGCUGUUGCGAGCAGACCUUUGCUUCCACCAUGUUUCAAUAAGAUGUACCAGUCUGAUGCCAGUACGUCUAAUGGGCUCCCAGGCUUUUUCUCCAACUCUUCCAUCAACCAAGCCCCACUGGUUACUAGAUAUCCACAAGUGGAUAGAGACUGCCCAUCACCAACUUCAUCCACAACUUCCGAUUCAUCAGUGACUAGCAAUGAAGUCGCAUCUCCAGCUAGUGUUGCAUCUCGUGUUCCUACUAGAGAUCUGAUUCCCAAAAGCCUUCUUCAUCAUGUCAACAGAAUAAAGAAAAAUGAAAACUAUGCUGACAAAUUCAAGCAACCUGAACCACCCAAAAUUCAACCUUGCAAUGCAACUAAAUUGCCUGCUCAUGAGCUUAAGUUUGACCUGAGCUUCACCGAGAUGGAGAUGAAACUUAUAGAGUUGCAGGCUUUGAUUCCCUACACUUCCAUUAAUGACUUCCGCCAAGUGCUUCACUGGCUUGGGCAACGCAGAACUGAUCUGAGAGAUCUCACUGGCCAAAAACUCAAGGAAGAGGCGUGCAACAUCCUGACUGAGCUGCUAUUGAAUGCCUCUUCAAAUGAGUUAAAUGAGAAGAUGACUGAUGUGCCAGGCUUAAUAGACUUGCCAAACGACGAGUGCUGCUCAAUUUGCUACGUCAACUACAAAGAAUGUAGCAAUCCCAUUCACACUCUGGUCUGUGGGCACUUCUUCCACAAGACGUGCAUUCGCACUUGGUUGGAGACUAAAAGGGUGGACUCGAAAAAUGGGGGUGGCAAAGGAUGUCCAAUCUGCAGAGGGGAAGUUCAAGUUACCUCUCCAAAUGCUGAAUUCCCACCACUUGGCCACGGCAGGCGCUGAAUCAACUCUGAAUGAUAAUAGAUAAGAUACGUAGUUAGCCUUUUAUUUUUGCUACUGUAAUGCCAUAUCAAUUCUCAGAAUGGCCAUUAAUUAUUCCUUAAAAUGUUCAAUGAAAAGGGACAAAAUUGAUCCUCAAGAGUUUGUGAAUUACAGUUCCUUUUAGUUUAUUUAUGUAUGACUGUGCACUCUUUAUUUAAAGAGACUUCAAUAAACAUACCAACAUAAUUGUGAUUUGCAAAUAAA
Neocloeon triangulifer is the source of this 4965-nucleotide messenger RNA. RefSeq lists its product as uncharacterized. The record is from RefSeq and is a predicted model, not a curated record. The coding region runs from base 16 to 4722 and encodes 1568 amino acids. The transcript has 24 exons. Lineage: Eukaryota; Metazoa; Arthropoda; Insecta; Ephemeroptera; Baetidae.